CGAGCGUUAAUAAAAGCCGUUUACAUUAACGUUACUUUAAUGUAACCAGAUCGAUCACAAUCACCGUGUACCGAUUUGUUAUAAUGUUACUAACCAAAGCUCUGCCAAUGACUCCGUAGUCGUUUAUGACAUAUGCGGCGCCUGAUUGGACAGCAUCGACGAGACGAAAGCAAAGCAGUCAAAGCCCACAACCUACAUCUCUUGGGAUUGGUGGAUACGAAGGCGCUGGUGGAUAUAAAGCUUCAAAGAUAUAUACAUACCGCCAUCUACCGUACAGGAGUAUGAUGGAUACUUUUACUCCUGUAACGUUACUUCUCACUAACCCUGAUUCUCUAAAGUUGGUACAGAAAGGGUUCAUUUGAGCAAAUAAGGCAAAUAACAACAGAACUGCUACUGCAAACAUCAUCGGCUGAAACCUACAAUGGCUGUUUGACUACUUCCGCGCAGGCGCACAUUGAGCGACAGUCGGGCUACCAAACUGGUCAUACAGCGGGUGUGAAAAUGCAUAAGCUGAAGUCUUCACAGAGGGACAAGGUACGGCAGUUCAUGUCCUUCACACAGGCUGGGGAGAAGACAGCUGUGUACUGCCUCACACAGAAUGACUGGAAACUAGAAGUUGCUACCGACAACUACUUUCAGAAUCCAGAUCUCUACUGUAAAGAAUCCAUGAAAACGUCAGUAGACCGGAAAAGGCUGGAGCAGCUCUACAAUCGCUACAAAGAUCCCCAUGAUGAGAAUAAGAUUGGUAUCGAUGGUAUCCAGCAGUUUUGUGAUGACCUCUCGCUGGAUCCAGCCAGCAUCACAGUGUUGGUCGUCGCAUGGAAGUUUCGUGCUGCCACUCAGUGCGAGUUCACCAAGAAAGAGUUUCUGGAUGGAAUGACAGAGGUGGGAUGUGACAGCCCAGAAAAACUGAAGGCCCUUUUGCCAAGAUUAGAGCAGGAGCUCAAAGAUAGUGGGAAGUUCAAGGACUUCUACCAGUUCACCUUUAACUUUGCCAAAAAUCCCGGACAGAAGGGUCUAGACUUGGAGAUGGCUGUUGCCUACUGGAACCUGGUUCUGUCAGGACGAUUUAAGUUCCUUGAUCUUUGGAAUAGAUUCCUUUUGGAACACCAUAAACGAUCCAUCCCAAAGGACACAUGGAACCUAUUGUUGGACUUUGGUAACAUGAUUGCAGAUGACAUGUCAAACUAUGAUGAGGAAGGAGCAUGGCCCGUCCUUAUAGAUGAUUUUGUGGAAUUCGCUCGACCAAUUGUAACAGGAUCAAAACGUAAGACUCUCUAAAUCCAACCCCAAGUCUGGAAAGCCAGAACGUUGUUUCUUUUACAGUGACUUCAUAGUUUUUUUUAAGACUUGUACAAAAAAAGUGAAAAGCUUUGACUUCAGAGAGAAAACGGAAGCACUUGAAACUGUCAAGAAACUACCUUUCAGGGAGCUGAGUAAAAACAAUGAGAACAACUGGCCACAUUUUUGUCCUCGUGAGACUGAGGCGUCAUGCGGACAUCGCCAAACUCACCUCUGUCUGUCCUGUUGGAUUCUCCGUAUCCUGGACGCCCCUAGGCUCUGCUCCAGGAGGAGCACUACCUGUCAGGCCACAGCCCUGUAAGUGCGGAUGGACACAGUACUAAGCGGAUGUCAGUUGGCGGUGUGUACUCUAAAGGGAUUGGAGAGGAGAAAACUGUGUGUUUUUAAGAUUCUUCCUAGUCAGCUUUGUUUUGUUAUAUGAAGUUCCAGAGUGACUGUGCAAAGCUCCCAUGUCUUACUCUCACUUUGGGACAGAGUGCUCACGACACCAGCACCAACAGAACUGUUGCAGUUUUUACUGUACAUACUGUAUCUAUUGGGACAGUUUACAAAGAUAGCUAUAUGAAGAAUAAUAUAAAUAUGUUCAAUUUAUAAAUGCAAAAGAUGAUUCUUUUAUGUACAGUAAAUGCUAAGAUCUCUAACGGGAUGCCUCAAUAUCGUGGAUGACAUGCUGUUGGUUUAAUUGUUAGGUGGAUCUGUCAAGUCAUGGAGUUGUGAGCUUCUCAUUGAAAGCAUUUUAGACACAUUUGACGUUGCCUCGGGCUGAUUUCACAAAUACAUUUUCACUCAAGUAAAGGCAGUGCUUUAAUUUAGAUAAUUGAUAUUGGUUCAUGGUACUCAUUUGUCCAGUUAGUCUCAGUUUGGUCUUGAAUCCUAAAUGUAAGUCUGAUUGAUCCGUCAGUCCUAUCCACAAUAGCACCAUUUUGCUUUCAAAAGAUAGUUUCUUUGUAACUGUUGACGAAAGACUAUUUAUCUGGUGACAAAUCCCUCUGAGGCAUUAAUGAUGCUGUAGCAGCAUUUAAGUAAAGUUUAAAGUUAAGAAAUUACAGACCCUUAGGAUUGCAUGGCACAUAUCUGUAUGUUAUGGCAGUGCGAAGACCUCAGUUCAGAAGCCAGGACACUAAAGAGGGCAACGACAGGACGACAAAGUAAGCCUUAAGAAUAACUAUCUGUCUGUUCAAUAUUUAUGUUUCCGUUCAAGCCCAUCUGUCCAGUGUUACUGAAGGUAGUGAAAAGUAGAGUAUAUUGUUGAUACAUCAUGUAAGUAUAUUGUUCAUUUAAGAAAGAUGAAUAAAGCAUGAGUUUUUCCAUAA
This is a messenger RNA of Micropterus dolomieu (smallmouth bass), 2615 nucleotides long. It is a transcript of the gene dcun1d2a, whose product is annotated as DCN1, defective in cullin neddylation 1, domain containing 2a. NCBI's taxonomy places the organism in Eukaryota, Metazoa, Chordata, Actinopteri, Centrarchiformes, Centrarchidae. The record is from RefSeq and is a predicted model, not a curated record. The transcript is spliced from 9 exons. Gene Ontology annotation, molecular function: ubiquitin conjugating enzyme binding; ubiquitin-like protein binding; cullin family protein binding. Bases 502 to 1281 code for a protein of 259 amino acids. Gene Ontology annotation, cellular component: ubiquitin ligase complex. Gene Ontology annotation, biological process: positive regulation of ubiquitin-protein transferase activity; protein neddylation.